Messenger RNA from Ylistrum balloti, 1515 nucleotides. RefSeq lists its product as uncharacterized. The record is from RefSeq and is a predicted model, not a curated record. NCBI's taxonomy places the organism in Eukaryota, Metazoa, Mollusca, Bivalvia, Pectinida, Pectinidae. The transcript is spliced from 3 exons. The coding region runs from base 1 to 1515 and encodes 504 amino acids.
AUGUUGGACCAGCCGCAGCGUUGGGCUAAUUUGACAAAUUUCGGAAAUAUUCCAAGCAUGAAAGAAGCUUUGAUGAGCAAACAACAAUCUGAUCGUAGAUUAUUGAACAUGAAGCUAAAACAAAGGGCUUUAACGGGCAAACCCCAAAACAAGAGGUUUGUAUCAUCUGCUUCUACUUCACAGGGACGUGAACCACGCCGGUAUCCCAUGGAAUACUCUCGCGAAGACUCGACGAGAGCAGGAAAGCAACAUCAAGCACUCCGUAAACAGUUGGAACAACGAGUACACAAUGCUAGGAUAGACAGUGGCAGUUUAAGACAAUACAGCCUUGGUCUGUUUGACAGUGUUGUGCAGAAUCUGAACAAAAACGAUUCUAAUUACAAGCCAAAACAGCAAACAAGUACUUUGUAUCAUGCUAACGAGGAAAAAGACAAAAAACCCAUCCGGCCACAAACGGCAGGUCACAAUGGACCCUCAUAUGAUGGCAGUCUUCUUUAUAACAAAAGAGGAAAGGUCUUGAAUUCCAUUAGGCUAAGGCCACAGUCUGAGCCUGUAGGCAGGUAUAACCACGUGAAAGGAAAGAUUGUACCUCCAGAGAUACAGAAGACACUAUGUCAGAGCAACAACGAGUUCCGUGUGCUGACCUCUCCUAUGCCCAUACAUCCUCCAUCUCCAAGGUCAAGGUCAUCAUCAAUAAGUGAUUUUAAGCUGGUGCCAUUAAAUGGAACUGGAAGUAUUUCAGAAAUUUCUUCAGUCCAUGACUUUAACACUGAUGGGGCUGUACGUGUUGAACUGAACAGUGAGAAUGGAUUUGUUGAAUUGGACGAGUUGGAAACCUCCAGAACUUCCUCCCAGAUAUCCAAUGACAUUGCAUUCAGAACGAGGAAUAUGCCGUCAGGCACUGUCCACUUUUACUCACUAGAAUACGAAAGUUCAAUUGAGGAAUCCAUCCCGGAUGUACCACCACCAGCUGAGGUUAAGCCACCUCCUCCUCCACCAGAAGAACCGAAGGCCAAGGCAAAGAAGGGCAAACAAAGGUUAAAAUUCCUUGCUAAAGCCAUGUCAAGUGCCAAAAAGAAGAAGGAAUCGGAACCGCCACCACCACCACCGCCAGAACCAGUAGUAGUCAAGGCACCAGAGGUCAAGAAACCAUUGAGAGGACCAAAGUGUUGGGUGGAUGACGCAACUGUUACUAGUGAGUGUGAGGAUAAGGCCGAAAAUGAGCAAACAACAUCGGAAGGAAACCGUCCAGUUUCUGCAGCUAAAUCCCUCACAAUCUCUGACAAGCGUACAACGGACAUAAUAGACCCGGCAAAUAGUGCCGGACAGCAGCAAAUACAGGGGGAUACUGCCGCACCAGUGGACUCUGAUGUAGAAGGUGCUGAUGAAGGUCCCUCCUUCUUACCCAAAUUUCUCUGUCCAAGUUCGGUUCGGAAAUCAAAGUACGCUGCUGUCAAAGAAUGGUUAACAACAACGAAUUUUAACCAUGCCGAGAAAUCUGUACCAUUAUUAUAA